UUUGAUGGCUUUACAGUUACCUCUAUUCCAUUUAUUGUGGUAGCGUGGCUGCAUCACCUCUCUCUCUCUCUCUCUCUCUCUCUCUGUGUCGAAUGAGCUCCAGCUUUAAUAGAUAGCAGCCUAUUAUAUCAGUUUCACCCAGAUAGAGCGUACACCUAAAAAAAAAAAUAGAGAGAACCUUGGCGGACUUUGUAAAGCUUUAGAGUAGUAGGGCGUUUUCCGUAAACAAAGCUGGAAAGGAUAUUUUCUCUCUUUCCCUUGUUGGAUAACGAAAAUACCAUACACACACACACAACACACCAUGGUGCUGACUCCAUUACGACAUUCCGUUCGAUUCGUUGCAUUACGGCAAACAACAAUAACAUUAACACGCUCAUUCCAUGCUGCCGCACCUGCCGCCUCACACAUUGGCCGAAAAGCCAUUAGUUUUUCCGACGAUGUCAAGAUUGAACAUGACCUGACACCCAUCUCCACACCACGCAUUCCCUCCGAAUUAAACAACACGACGCUGACGGUGACAGGACCUCUCGGUCAACAGAAACUUGUCAUUAAGCCAUUCGUUAACGUUGCCACAAAAGCGGCUUCGCCCGACGAUCCCAAUUCGCAGAACCGUGUUGAAGUGUCGGUACAAGAUCCCGAGAUCAAGCAACAGCGUGCCAUGUGGGGUACUACCCGUGCACUGAUAAGUAAUGCCAUCACCGGCGUCUCUGACGGCUAUCGUGUCAUGCUGCGUCUGAAUGGUGUCGGUUAUCGUGGUGUGUUGGAAAACAACGAUCGUUCCUUGUCGCUCAAGUUGGGUUAUUCGCAUCCAGUCAUCAUGGAUUUGCCUCAAGGCGUCACCUGUGCUAUCCCCCAACCUAAUCGAUUGAUCUUGCAAGGCACCGAUUUGCAAAUUGUCACCGAGUUCGCUGCAAAGAUUCAACGGUGGAGAAAGCCCGAACCUUAUAAUCAGAAGGGUAUCUUUAUCAAUGAUGAAACAAUCAAGAAGAAGGAAGGCAAGAAGAAAUAGACAUAAAUUCCCAUCCUCCCCCCCCCCUUUCCCUCCCUUUCAUCAUCCCCUUUAAACAUUUAUAUUUUUACUCUUUUGUAUACAAGAAAAAAAAAGUUCUACAAAUUGUGCAUAUAAAAGUAAAUUUUUUCAUCCUCU
Molecule: messenger RNA, 1147 nt
Organism: Zychaea mexicana
Lineage: Eukaryota; Fungi; Mucoromycota; Mucoromycetes; Mucorales; Lichtheimiaceae
Product: ribosomal protein L6, alpha-beta domain-containing protein
Exons: 1
Coding region: 302-1009 (235 amino acids)
Biological process (GO): translation
Cellular component (GO): mitochondrial large ribosomal subunit; ribosome
Molecular function (GO): rRNA binding; structural constituent of ribosome
Source: RefSeq, a predicted model, not a curated record